This is a messenger RNA of Balaenoptera acutorostrata (minke whale), 1695 nucleotides long. It is a transcript of the gene SS18L2, whose product is annotated as SS18 like 2. Lineage: Eukaryota; Metazoa; Chordata; Mammalia; Artiodactyla; Balaenopteridae. The coding region runs from base 148 to 411 and encodes 87 amino acids. The record is from RefSeq and is a predicted model, not a curated record. Gene Ontology annotation, biological process: positive regulation of transcription by RNA polymerase II. Gene Ontology annotation, molecular function: transcription coactivator activity. The transcript is spliced from 3 exons. Gene Ontology annotation, cellular component: nucleus.
GAGGACCCAAUCAACGUCGAGAGCGUAGGCCCACUUACCGUGGGUCCUUGCUGCGGCUGUAGGGCGUCUAGGGCUGCUGGUCAGCUCUGGUCUAGACGCGCGGGGGUCUGCAAGGCGUGAGGCCGCUUUCCAACCUGGUUUCCCGGGAUGUCAGUGGCCUUCGUGCCGGACUGGCUGAGAGGCAAGGCGGAAGUCAAUCAGGAGACGAUCCAGCGGCUCCUGGAGGAGAAUGAUCAGUUGAUCCGCUGUAUUGUGGAAUAUCAGAACAAAGGCCGGGCGAAUGAAUGCGUCCAGAAUUAUGCCCCAUUUAUUACAGAAAAAAAAUUUUAUUUCAUUGUUACUGAAGCCAUGCUUUUCCCACCCCCUAAAAAAGUAACCUGCAAUCCCGCACUGAACAGCUCAGUGGAAUAGUAGAGAUAUCCAUCUUUGGGUAAGUCUUUACAUUGGACACUGGCAUUUGGUAAUUUGCUUUUGUACAGUUUAUAGUAAAUACUCUCAUUUUUCUAUAUGGAAAAUAGUUGCAAAACACUCUAUUUGGUGCAGUGAUUCUCAAACUAUGGGGCAAGAAAGUUAUCAAAAUCUCCUAAUGGACCUUUUCACACUGCACAGUCCACGCUUCCUGCCCCCUAGCCUGAUUUGUCUUCCUAGGUGGAGAGCUCUACCCCCUGAUUGAGAAUCGCUAUUAUAGUAAGUGUGCAUUGAUCAUGGAAGUGUCUUGUCCCUUCUUUAAGUUUGUUCAAGAUUUUUUUUGGGGGGGUGCUGUGUGGCAUGCGGGAUCUCAGUUCCCCGACCAGGGUUCAAAACCGUGCCCCCUGCAUCGGAAGCAUCAAGUCCUAACCACUGGACCGCCAGGGAAUUCCCUGUUCAAGAUAUUUUAUAAGUAAUACUGAGUACCAGGCACUGUUUCAGCCACUGGGGAAUCAGUACCAAAACAGAUACCAGCUCUGCUUUCAUGGAACUUACCUUCUAGACUGUAGAAUCAUAUAAUUAGGCACAUACUAAUAAGCACUUCGAAUAAGAAUAAAGCAGGGUAAGUGGGGGGAAGAGUGCUAGUUUAUACCCGGUAUCUUUGAUGUGACAUUUGAGUAGACGCCUUAGGUGGGGAGCAGCUAUGCAGAUACGUGAAUCAGAGAGAGUAUCAGGUGGAAAAGCGCCCAGGCUAAGCGUGCUGGAUAUCUUCAAGUCAUAGCAAGGAGGCCACUCUGGCCAGAACUCAGUGAGUAAAGGGAAAGUGGUAGGAGACGAGAUCAGAGAGGGUAACUAGAGGCCCUGAUCAUGUAGGGCCUUACAGGCCAUGAGGGCUUAGCUUUACUCAUAAUGAGAUGGGAGCCUUUGGAGGGUUUUGAACAGAGGUAUGACAUGAUCUUGACCUAAACUGUACAGUGAUCACUCAGGCUGCUAUGUGGAUAAUUAGAGUAGGGGUGCAAAGGUAGAGCAGGGAGACAGGUUAGGAGACUGCUCCAGUAGUCCAAGCAAGAAGUGAUAGUGGCUUGGCCUAGAGAGGUAGCUAUGGAAGUGAGAAGUGAGAACAGGUAAGAUUCUGGAUAUAUUUUCCUUUAAUAUGUUAAAUAAGAAGGUUGACAACACUGAGUGAUCCAAUCAGUGGAUGAGCCAUUCACUAGGGUGGAUAAAUUCUUUUCCAGUUUUUUGUUCAUGUUCAGGAAAAGCAAACGUCUAAUUUUUACCUGUUUUUUA